UAAUGCAAUUUAGAGGAAAUGCGUAGGAUGGCACAAGCAUAGGGGCGCAAGUUGCAAACAGGAUCAUGGCUGGAUUUGUUGUUUAAAUCAUAUGGCCCUAAAGAGGAACGGCUUAAGGCCACGUCGGUUGCUAAUAUUUCCAUUUAUUCUUUUCGCCGGUGUGACAAUAUGGAUAACCUUUCACUUAAAACCUGAGGAUUUGAUGUUACCCACAGGAGCAAUGAGUGACCAAACACUUGACUAUUUUCUGAAGAAGGGUCAAAUAGUGGAGAAGGAUGCGGCGGUAAUCCAGUGGUAUCAUGCAGCCAACAGCAGGUCCAAGAUCAACGAGGCACUUAAAAGCUCGGCCCACAUGAUUGAAGCUGACAUCCUUCUCAGAGGGUGCGAUCCCAUAGAGCCAAUCAUGGCCCACCCCCCUCAGAAUGACAGUGACAUCACACUACGAGAGUGGUUAAAGGAGGUGAUGCCUUCAGGCAAAGGAAUAAAACUUGACUUCAAAAGUUUACAGGCUGUUGCGCCCUCUAUGGUUCUUUUGGAACAAGUCCGCCAUGAGCUCCAAGCUCCUGUGUGGAUCAAUGCUGAUAUUCUUGCGGGUCCCGGGGGCAAAGCUACCCCGCUGGAACCUCAGGCCUUCCUGGAUGCUGUCCAUGUUGCUGCACGCAAUGCCGUCUUCUCUCUGGGCUGGACAACCGGAUGGAGCCCAAACACUGAUAACCCAGGGUAUAGCUGGGAGAUGGUGCAGCAAAUGGAAACUGUGUGCAAACCCCUGGUAGAGCCUGUCACCUUUCCUGUUCGCGCUUCUCUUAUGUCCCAGUCCUUUGCACAACUGCGGUGGCUCCUGCAACAAUCUGACAGGUACAGUCUGACGGUGUGGACGAGUCUGAGUGACACGUUCAUUGUGGAGGACCUGUUGCCGUACAGGCAGAACAUCAGCAAAAGCAGAAUCUAUUACGACCUCUCAGACUCACAGAUGGCACAGUUUAAGGUGCUGCCAGGGUUUUCUUAAGACAUCAUUUAUGCAUAAUUAUGUAUGCAUCAUAGGACAUUGAAACAGCGCUAGCAGAAUGGGCUGAUUAUGCUUUGGUGCCAGUAUGUCUGUGCCCAACAAUACUAUAAAGGUUUCUAAUUUGUGAUGUCUUUCAGGCUCUGAAUGAAUUGGUGAAGGGCAACACAAUAUCUUUUUUGAAAGCAGCUUUAUCUAACGCUUUUCAUUGUGAUGAAAAGUAGAUUCGAUUUUAUUUUCAUAUCAACAAUGUAAUGAAUCAUGUCAAAUGUGAAACAUGCACACACUAAAAACAAACAAACAUCUAAACCUGGACUGCUUGGUCCUUUUUUAAAAAUUCAGUCCUUUGUUUAACUGACACAGGCUAUGUGGUCAAUGGGUUUGAGCGUUGUUGUAAUAUCCUACUCUUUUGUAUUAACUGCACUAUAUGUCUUAUAUUAAAAUAACUUGUGAAAUAUCAA
Clupea harengus (Atlantic herring) is the source of this 1464-nucleotide messenger RNA. It is a transcript of the gene fam151b, whose product is annotated as family with sequence similarity 151 member B. The record is from RefSeq and is a predicted model, not a curated record. Lineage: Eukaryota; Metazoa; Chordata; Actinopteri; Clupeiformes; Clupeidae.